AGGGAGUAGCAGCUCUGAUCUUUAGCUCCACACAGUCGUCUCCUCCAGGACUCCAGGCCACAGGACCUCGUCUCCUCCAGGACCCCAAAAAGACAGUAUGGAGAAGAGCCAGUAUGGACCCCCCCAGGACUUGUCUGCUCCCCCCUACCCCGGCCCCCCGGCGGGCUACCAGGGAAGUGGUGGGGGAACAGUCUACCCCCCUCAGCCUGGCUUCCAGGGAGGUCCCCAACCCGGCAUGUACCCACCACCUCCCCAAUACGGCACGGGCAUGGCACAACCUACAAACGCCCCCAGCGUAACCCAGGUGGUGGUGAUGCAGCAGCCGCUGCUAAGAGACGUACCCGGCCAGAUGAUGUGUCCCCACUGUCAGGUCCCGGUUCUGACAGAGACCACACACGCCACUGGACUGCUCACCUGGGUCAUCUGUGGAGCCCUUUGCUGCUUCAUGUGCUGGCCAUGCUGUUUGAUUCCGUUCUGUGUUGACUCCUGUCAGGACGUAGAACACCGAUGCCCCAACUGCAAGAGAGUGAUCCACAUCCACAAACGCAUGUGAACAGACCAAGAUGAGACACCUGCCACAAAGUGAUCCAUAUCUGCAAACCUACUGUAUAUAUGAACAGAUCUAGCCACAGCCUACUGACAGUUCAGUGCGUAAUCCACAUCAGAAAGACAAUAAUCUACUGUCUCUCUAAAAUGACCACAGCAGGACAGCUUCCUCUACUGUCUCUCUGAAAUGACCACAGCAGGGCAGCUUCCUCUACUGUCUCUCUAAAAUGACCACAGCAGGACAGCUUCCUCUACUGUCUCUCUGAAAUGACUGCAGCAGGACAGCUUCCUCUACUGUCUCUCUGAAAUGACCACAGCAGGGCAGCUUCCUCUACUGACUCUCUGAAAUGGCUGCAGCAGGGCAGCUUCCUCUACUGUCUCUCUGAAAUGGCUGCAGCAGGGCAGCUUCCUCUACUGUCUCUCUGAAAUGACUGCAGCAGGGCAGCUUCCUCUACUGUCUCUCUGAAAUCACUGCAGCAGGGCAGCUUCCUCUACUGUCUCUCUGAAAUGACUGCGGCAGGGCAGCUUCCUCUGCUGUCUCUCUGAAAUCACUGCAGCAGGGCAGCUUCCUCUACUGUCUCUCUGAAAUGACUGCAGCAGGGCAGCUUCCUCUACUGUCUCUCUGAAAUGGCUGCAGCAGGGCAGCUUCCUCUACUGUCUCUCUGAAAUGACUGCAGCAGGGCAGCUUCCUCUACUGUCUCUCUGAAAUGACUGCAGCAGGACAGCUUCCUCUACUGUCUCUCUGAAAUGACUGCAGCAGGGCAGCUUCCUCUAUGGUCUCUCUGAAAUGCCUGCAGCAGGGCAGCUUCCUCUACUGUCUCUCUGAAAUGACUGCAGCAGGACAGCUUCCUCUACUGUCUCUCUGAAAUGACUGCACCAGGACCGUUUCCUCUACUGUCUCUCUGAAAUGCAUGCUGCAGGGCAGCUUCCUCUACUGUCUCUCUGAAAUGACUGCAGCAGGGCAGCUUCCUCUACUGUCUCUCUGAAAUGACUGCAGCAAGGCAGCUUCCUCUAUGGUCUCUCUGAAAUGCCUGCAGCAGGGCAGCUUCCUCUACUGUCUCUCUGAAAUGCCUGCAGCAGGACAGCUUCCUCUACUGUCUCUCUGAAAUGACUGCAGCAGGACAGCUUCCUCUACUGUCUCUCUGAAAUGACUGCAGCAAGGCAGCUUCCUCUACUGUCUCUCUGAAAUGACUGCAGCAGGGCAGCUUCCUCUAUGGUCUCUCUGAAAUGCCUGCAGCAGGGCAGCUUCCUCUACUGUCUCUCUGAAAUGACUGCAGCAGGACAGCUUCCUCUACUGUCUCUCUGAAAUGACUGCACCAGGACAGUUUCCUCUACUGUCUCUCUGAAAUGCAUGCUGCAGGGCAGCUUCCUCUAUGGUCUCUCUGAAAUGACUGCAGCAGGGCAGCUUCCUCUACUGUCUCUCUGAAAUGACUGCAGCAAGGCAGCUUCCUCUAUGGUCUCUCUGAAAUGCCUGCAGCAGGGCAGCUUCCUCUACUGUCUCUCUGAAAUGCCUGCAGCAGGACAGCUUCCUCUACUGUCUCUCUGAAAUGACUGCAGCAGGGCAGCUUCCUCUACUGUCUCUCUGAAAUCACUGCAGCAGGGCAGCUUCCUCUACUGUCUCUCUGAAAUGGCUGCAGCAGGGCAGCUUCCUUCCUGUCAAUGGGAACGUGUGACAGGGUAUUAUUCACCAUAUGUGCCGGCUGCAGAGUAAAAAUGGACUAUAUCGUAAAAAUUAAUGAAACCAAAAAAUGUGCUUAAGGUGAGGCAUUAGGGUCAGCAGUGUGGUUAUAUUUGAUGACUUUGUGGCUGUGCUACUGAUUGUAAUGACGUUUUUUAAUUAAAUGGAUUUAAACAGAAAGUAUUGUUCUUUCUAAAAAAUAA
Messenger RNA from Oncorhynchus masou masou (cherry salmon), 2427 nucleotides. Its product is annotated as lipopolysaccharide-induced tumor necrosis factor-alpha factor homolog. Gene Ontology annotation, molecular function: zinc ion binding. Bases 98 to 553 code for a protein of 151 amino acids. Lineage: Eukaryota; Metazoa; Chordata; Actinopteri; Salmoniformes; Salmonidae. The record is from RefSeq and is a predicted model, not a curated record. Gene Ontology annotation, cellular component: cytoplasmic side of lysosomal membrane; nucleus; cytoplasmic side of late endosome membrane. The transcript is spliced from 5 exons.